This is a messenger RNA of Thamnophis sirtalis, 955 nucleotides long. It is a transcript of the gene TMEM242, whose product is annotated as transmembrane protein 242. Lineage: Eukaryota; Metazoa; Chordata; Lepidosauria; Squamata; Natricidae. The record is from RefSeq and is a predicted model, not a curated record.
UCCGGGUAACUUGUGGAGGGGAGGUUCGGAUACUUCCCUCCCAGGCCGUGGAGUUCCUCCAAUAUGGGGCCGCUUGCCCCAGAAGCAGAUACGCCGGGUCCCCUUUUGGGGGUUGCCGCUACGCGAACGCUUCAGGCUUCGGGGAGCCCUGAUCUCAGCACGAGCCCGACUGAAGACGAGCGGCGACGAUUCGCAAUCAAAGGUGGGCUUUUUCUUGCUUCCGUCGCUACUUCAGGAAUGCUAGCAGGUUUUGGUGUAACACUUGCUGUGACGAAAAAAAAAAGUCCCAAUUGGUUCAAUAAGGGUGUAAUUGCCACGGCAACUUUGCCAGAAAGUGGCUCUUCCCUUGCUUUACGGGCCCUUGGAUGGGGUUCACUCUAUGCCUGGAGUGGAGUUGCAUUGAUCAGCUUUGCUAUCUGGAAGGCUUUGGGUGUUCACAAUAUGAAUGAAUUUCGGAACAAAAUGCAGUCAUUAUUUCCAUCAGUUCGAAAAACUGCAGUAAAUUCUGAUGAAUGGGAGGAUAUUUGGAAAUCUAAGUGAAUGUCAUAUGGAGAAAUUUGUACUAAGCCUUACAGAACUACAGAGGAAUUAAAAUAUUCCUAUUCAAAAUGGCAUGCAGUUAGUAUUAUCAACACAUGCUCCCUUAAUUUUCCAGGCAAAAGUAAAUUUUGCUCUUAGUAGUUUUCACUUUAGUGGUGAUAAGUGCAGAAAAAGAUUAAAAGGAGCACGAACCUUGGUUUGAAAAAGCAUGCUCAAUAUGUGGUUAUAAAACAAAGACAUUAACCCUAAGGAAGAGAUGACUUGUUGACCAAGUUAAUGGGCAAGAGUAUCCAUAUGCUGGUCCUUCCACCACAGUGAUUCAUAGUGGUUUUUAAAAGAUGGUAUAAGCCACUAAAACAGACCGAACAAUACUUGUGGAAAAUUAUACAAAUAAAGUGAUGGUCAUUAAAUCUUA